AUGUCUUCAAAUUCCAGUAGCAGCUCCUUCACGGGUGCAGGAAUGGGACCCGAGGAGCGUUCAAUAUCUUCAAUGCAGAGGGUAGCCAGGAAGAUCCUUUCUUUGAAUCAGCCAUCCGAGUGUAAUACGUACGCAGACAUUGAUGCAGUAUAUAAAUGCCUAAAGGAGCAGUAUGGUGUCACAGAUGAACAGCUAAUACUGUAUGGUCAAUCUGUUGGCAGCGGCCCGACUGUUGAUCUUGCAUCACGGGCACCCAAUUUAAGAGCUGUUGUUUUACAUGGUCCAAUAUUGUCUGGUCUAAGAGUAUUGUACCCUGUCAAACGCACAUAUUGGUUUGACAUUUAUAAGAAUGUCGACAAAAUUAGUAUGGUGAAUUGUGCUGUUCUAGUCAUUCAUGGAACGGAGGAUGAAGUUGUUGACUGUUCCCAUGGAAAACAACUUUAUGAUCUAUGCAAGGAGAAGUAUGAACCGUUGUGGAUAGCUGGAGGUGGGCAUUGCAAUCUUGAGCUUUACCCAGUGUACAUCAAACAUCUAAAAAAGUUUGUUCUUGGUCUCGGCAAAUCAAAGCCAGCCACUGAUGGUUCUCAUAAAACAUCUUUAGAGUCUGAUAACAAGAGCAAACCUCCUGAAAUUAGUGCAGCCACGAACACAUUCGGUCUGCAAUCUGACCUUCCAGAAAUUUCCAGGAACAGUUUGGAUAGUCGACUUGAUAAGACAAAGAAGUCAAACAAACCUGAGAAGUCACGGAUGAGCACAGAUCGUAUAAACAAGUUUAAGAGAAGAAAGGGAUUGGUGUGGUGAUAGCUUUUGCAGAGAGGGUAAUCACAUUAUUUUAUAUUUUAUUUUAUAAAAUGUUGGACGAGUGUCAUAGAUACUGAGAAUUCUUAUAGCUGACCCCACCUUGCUUGAUUGAUGCACAAUUGUUGUUGCUAUUGGGCACCACGUUAGUAGGAACAUGAUACUCUAAUGGAUCAGCUCCAACUCCAAAUACUAUGUUGAGUUUGAUUAUAGUUGUAAAUAAUUUCAUCCGCAUCGUUCUGGAGGUGAAGUUGUGAAAGAAAAAUGUAUUCUGCA
This is a messenger RNA of Nicotiana tabacum (common tobacco), 1074 nucleotides long. NCBI's taxonomy places the organism in Eukaryota, Viridiplantae, Streptophyta, Magnoliopsida, Solanales, Solanaceae. The record is from RefSeq and is a predicted model, not a curated record.